GUCAUUUGAACUGUUUGGUGAAAGUAAAAAUAGUUUCCAUGAGUUUUUAGUCGAGAUUCUCAGGUUUCUACUGAUACCAAACAUGUCCAGGUYAGAAAACGGAUCAAACUGUUGCCCCUGGUUUGAGGGUUUGUUGUUGUAGUUCCGGCGGGUCUCCAGCAGGGGGCGGCGGCGCUCCUUCAGGUCUCUGUCUGAGGUCAGGAUGCCCCUCAGUCCUGCGAACCAGGCCCAGCUGAUCCGGUCCAGUCAGAAGGACGAAUAUUACCGAACCUUCCUGAAGAACCGAGCCAAUGAAGCGUUUCAGAACACCGCGGGGUCCAAACACUGGCUGGACUGGAGGCGGGAGGUGGAGCUGCUCUCAGAUCUCUGCUACUUCUCUCUGACGACGCUCUCAGGUCUUCAGACUCUGGGUGAGGAGUACGUCAACAUCGUCCAGGUGGACCCGACCGGACGUCGGAUCCCGUCUCUGGUCAGACGAGGCGUCCUGGUCCUGCUGCACACGGCGCUGCCCUACCUGCUGGACAAGGUCCUGGUGUGUGUGGAGAACGAACUGGAGGGCGAGCCACAGAGGGGCGGAGCCAGGCGCCAGGUGGGGGGGUGGAGCCUGGAGCGCUGGCUCAGGGGGCGGGUCCAGAGGGCGGUGGGUCUGCUGACGGAGCCGCAGAGGAGGGCGUGUCAGCCGGCCGUGCUGGUGGUCCAGCAGGGCGUGGCCCUCCUGCACCGACUGCACCUGGCCCUGUUUUACCUGCACAGCUCCUUCUACCACCUGUCCAAGAGGACCGCCGGGGUCCGAUACCUGCGUGUGAUGGGACCGAGUGGCGUUGAUGACUCGUCGAUCCGGCGCAGCUACCUGCUGCUGGGCGUCUUCUCGGUCCUCCAGCUGCUGGUCUCUGUGGUCCUGCAGGUCCACAGCUUCAGGCAGAGACAGAGAGCCCGGCAGGAGUGGAGGGUCUACAGGAAGCUCAGUCCUCAGCACUCGGUGAGCUCCGCCCCCCGCUGCAUCCUGUGUCUGGAGCCCAGGAGGAACUCCACCUGCACGCCCUGUGGACACCUGUUCUGCUGGGAGUGCAUCACCGAGUGGUGCAACACCAAGGCCGAGUGUCCUCUGUGUCGGGAGAAGUUUCAGCCUCAGAGACUCGUCUUUUUAAGGAACCACAGCUGAAGCAACCCAGCCAGGUGUUGUGAUCCGGACACCUGGGAACUCCGCCUCCUCCGGGGCUUUAUGGUCUCAUCACGAGAUUUAGGAACAAGUUUUUUUGAUUGUAUCAGUCAAAUCAUCGAAGAACGUACGGAACUCCUGAAGUGACACGAAUUUUACAACUUUAUUAUUUAAACCUUGCAGAAAAGAAAAUUACGAGAUUAUUAAUUUUAUGCUGUAAAGUUUAAAAAUAAUCUAUGAAAGGUGCUUCAGGAGUCCUGCAGUCAGUAUUAAUUUAAAUUUUACGUCACAAAUGUUAAUUUGUUUGUUAUUAAAUGACAUUUGUUUCUGAUUAACUGCUUUGACUCUGCUGUACGGAGACAAAUAUUAAAAAUAUUUAGUAGAAAUCUCUAAAA
Austrofundulus limnaeus is the source of this 1554-nucleotide messenger RNA. RefSeq names its product peroxisomal biogenesis factor 10 (gene pex10). The record is from RefSeq and is a predicted model, not a curated record. Gene Ontology annotation, biological process: protein import into peroxisome matrix. The transcript is spliced from 7 exons. Lineage: Eukaryota; Metazoa; Chordata; Actinopteri; Cyprinodontiformes; Rivulidae. Gene Ontology annotation, molecular function: zinc ion binding. The coding region runs from base 203 to 1162 and encodes 319 amino acids. Gene Ontology annotation, cellular component: peroxisomal membrane.